CUGAGGCGGAUGGUACCCAUUUACAGCAGGAACCUGCUGUCCAUUCUGGUAUUGGCGUUGCUGCUGUUGUUGUUGCUGUUGUUCAAGCCAACGCUGCCUCCUCAUGGAUACGAGUGUUGCUACCGCGUUGUUCGUAGUCGGGCUAUAAAUUUCCCUCUGUCUACCGGCCGCGCUCGGCCUGGAGUCGGUCUCGGUACCUUCACCUGCCCCGUCACUUGGCAUUCCAUUCUCGGCCACAAAUCGAAGGCGCUGUGGAACUCCGCGCUCAGGUGCUUCGAGCGCACGUCCAGAAUGCGACCCGCGCUCACGUUCACGCUGUGCAUGCGUGACGAAGGCUUCUUCGUAAGUCCUAGGCCCACUCACCUUGGCAUUGUUCAAAGUCGCAGGUGCAACUCUCUGUCUCCCGGCAACCGUCAAGCCCGAGCCCAAACGCGAGACCGGCUGCGAGACCGUACCUGAACCUGAUACCGGCCUCUGCGCUGUCAUGUUAACUUGGCCCGCCCGAAAAUCAGUUCUUGCAGGAGCCACAGCCGAUGUAGAAGUUGUAGCCUGCGCAGAUGCAGGACCUCGCUGCUUCGAUUUUCCCCCGCGCCCUCGCUUCGCUCCAGUUGCGGCUGGAGCAUGAGGAGCAGUGCUCGCACCAUAGCGGCAAGGAGCAACGCGCGGUCGAGAACUACGUC
This is a messenger RNA of Gamsiella multidivaricata, 680 nucleotides long. RefSeq lists its product as uncharacterized. The record is from RefSeq and is a predicted model, not a curated record. Lineage: Eukaryota; Fungi; Mortierellomycota; Mortierellomycetes; Mortierellales; Mortierellaceae. The coding region runs from base 10 to 459 and encodes 149 amino acids. The transcript has a single exon.